Messenger RNA from Drosophila persimilis, 4238 nucleotides. RefSeq lists its product as uncharacterized. The record is from RefSeq and is a predicted model, not a curated record. The transcript has 14 exons. NCBI's taxonomy places the organism in Eukaryota, Metazoa, Arthropoda, Insecta, Diptera, Drosophilidae.
AGAAUCGAAAGCCACCGACCGUCGACCAUCGACCGUCGACCGAAAGGCAACCCUCAACACAGUCCUCAGCCCAGAGAGCGCUCAGUCGGCGUCGACGUCGACGACGCAGCACGACAAGGCAGCGAACAGCGGGCCGCGGUCUCGACUCGCGCGGCGUUUCAGACUCAUCCCAGCGCCCGUGGCAACAACAACGCAGUCUUGCAGUCGUACGAGCGAGCAUACGAAUCGUCGUUUCGGGAACCGAGUUUCGCGCGCGUAUCGCGAGUGUCUGUCUGCCACAGAUAUCGAACCCAAUCGAAUCGAAUCGGAGGCAAGAAUAUCGGAAUAAAAUAGUGUCUAAAAUGCGGCAACUGUGCUCUUGGCGUCGCCAUCAAUGCGGGGCAAAGUGUGUGAAAUGUGCCACAUAGAAGGCCCUAACAUAUCCAAAACCUAACCAGAGAUCCAAAAAGAUACAACAUCUUUCCAGUGUGCACCGUGCAACGUGCAGCGUGCAACGUGCAUCGUGCAGAGUGAAAUUGCAUUUAUUUUGCAUUUAAAAUUUUUGAGUGUUUUAGUGCAAGUGGAAAAACCCACCACAAAAUUGGGCAACAAAACUAAGGAUUACAAUCGGGAGAUAUUCUUGAAAAACUAAAGAUAUAUCUUUCAACAGAAAUCAAGAAAAAUUAAAGAUCUCUCCCCCUCGCAGCAGAAUGAAGCAUAGCAGCAAAAUGUUCUCCCGCCAGUGCCUUUCCCCCGCCAGACCCUCAGCAUCCUCAACAUCAACCUGCCCCACAGUCAAUGCCACCGCCAGAAGAUGCCCCUUGGCCCUAAUGAUUGCCAUUGGAUGCUGCUGCCUACUGCUCAAUACGCCGACCAUACAGGCUUUCGAAAUCGCCACAUGCAACGUGCCCCUGGGCAUGGAGUCGGGAGCCAUAACAGAUGCUCAAAUCACAGCAAGCUCGGCCCAUGACACUGGCUUUGUGGGUCCUCAACAUGCAAGACUGAAAACCGAUAAUAAUGGCGGUGCCUGGUGCCCCAAGCACAUGGUAUCGAAUGCGCUCAAGGAGUAUCUGCAGGUCGAUCUGCUGCAGACGCAUGUGAUAACCGCUGUACGCACCCAGGGGAGAUUCGGCAAGGGCCAGGGCCAGGAGUACACCGAGGCCUAUGUCCUCGAGUACUGGCGGCCGGGCUUUGACAAAUGGCAGCGCUGGAAGAACUCCCAGGGCAAGGAGAUUCUGCCCGGCAACAUCAACACCUACAGCGAGGUGGAGAACGCCCUGCAGCCCAUAAUAUUCGCCUCAAAGAUACGCAUCUAUCCGUACGGCCAGUACGAUCGGACUGUCUGUCUGCGUGCCGAGAUCGUCGGCUGUCCCUGGGAAGAGGGCAUCGUCUCGUACAGCAUUCCGAAGGGCGUGCAGCGCGGCAUGGAGGUGGAUCUCUCCGACAAGACAUACGAUGGCAAUGAGCAGGGCGAUCGGUAUGUGGACGGUCUGGGCCAGUUGGUGGACGGACAGAAGGGCAAGGAUAACUUCCGCACGGAUAUACACGGCUUUGGAAAGGGUUAUGAAUGGAUUGGCUGGCGGAAUGAUACGCCCGGUCUGAUGGGCAAACCGGUUGAAAUUGUCUUUGAAUUCGAUACGGUACGCAAUUUCAGUGCCAUCGUCCUGCAUACGAACAAUAUGUUCACCAAGGAUGUUCAGGUCUUUGUUCAUGCCAAAGUCUUCUUUAGCAUCGGCGGACGUUACUUCUCCGGCGAGCCCGUACAGUUCUCGUACAUGCCCGAUACCAUAAUGGAUCAUGCCAGGGAUGUCACCAUUAAGCUCCAUCAUCGUGUGGGCAAAUAUUUGAAAAUCAAUUUGUACUUUGCCGUCAAAUGGAUAAUGCUAUCGGAGAUCAGUUUUAUAUCUGUCCCCGCCAUGGGAAAUUUCACAGACGAGCAGGAGCAGCGCAACGGCAACUCGCCCAGCCAGGCGCAGGAUACACGCGAGUAUCCUUUGCAGAGCAACGACUAUCAGCACAAUCAUGGCAAAAAUAAAAUGAACGUCGCCGCAAAUGGCGGAGGUGCAGGAGGCGCCACUGGUGCCUCAUCCGGCGGCGGCGGCGGCGACUCCAAGUACAACAAUGGACCGCAGUUAAUUGCACCACGGCCCAUUGAUCAGGAGCCGAACGAUGCGAAUUUCAUUGGCGUUGUCAUUGUUGUCCUAACAACGAUAAUUAUCCUUUUGGUGGCCAUCAUCCUGUUCAUCGUGUCGCGCACUAAGCGGGCCCGCGGCAGCAACGUCCUGGAUGCAUUCCAAUACAGCUUCAAUCCGAAUACCCUCGGCGGCAAUGUGGACAAGCAUCGACAGAAUGGCAAUAGCAUUAAGGCCAGUGUCGAUGACAACGAUUCCAUCGGCAAGAACAGCCUCUACCACGAGCCCUUCAACGUCAACAUGUACACGAGCGGCGUGAACGGCUACGCAGCGGUUAAUGAUUUACAGUGCAACAUGACGCCAGACUAUACAGAUGUGCCGGAAGGUGGCUACGCGGUGCCCCACAUGCAGGACUAUAUGCCCUCCACGAAAAUGGCAAACUCCGGCGUGGGCGUGGGCGUGGGCAUGGGCGGGGGAUAUGUGAAUGUUAGGCGGACACCGCCGCCACCGCUGAGCAGCAUAUUCCCCAGGCCGCCGACUGUGCCGCCGCCGCCCAUGGAGAAGUAUUAUGCCACCACGGCCAUUUUCAAGCCCAUCAAGGGGGCCGGCUCGGGCCUGAGCAGCAGCGGUGGCACCAGCAACACGAACACCGUCAGCAGCGGCGGUGGCAAGAGCAGCCACAGCAGCCAGCAGGAGCACAACAAUGGCAUCUACGACGACGGCAUGGGCACCAUGAACUCCCAGUCGACGGCUCCGAUGAUCAAUCCGUACAGCAGUGGGAAUGGCUCGGCGGCCGCUGCUGCCGCCGCCGCCGCGGAGUUCCAGCGGGCCAGAACCUACAAUUUCCGCAGCUAUCCCGAUAAUCUCUAGUUCGAAGCCUCCCUCAAGUUGGCAGCCGUCGGGCCUGGUAGCCGCUUAAAUGCGGCACCCCCCGCCAGCAGCACCACCAUGCCGAAGAAGCCGCAACAUUUGAGCCUCGCCAGCAGCACGGCCAACAGUGGCACCACCGCCAAUGCUGGCAGCAGCGGCAGUGGCAGCGGCAGCAACAAGCCCAAGUACAGUCUAACCCUGCACAACAGCAGUAGCAAUAAAUAUGCCACAGGCGGUGGCACAAAGAACAACCCACUGGCAACAACAACACUGCGCGACAAUCAUCAUCAGAGGCAACACCUCAAGGCUUUGCGGCUGACACGGGAUGCAGCACCUGGCGGCAGCUCCGACGCGGACUACAAGCGACCCACCAUGACGGGCCUGACGGGCCCGACGGGCGGUCUGUCCCCCGGUGAGGAUCUGGUGGGUGUCCAUCAGAACAGGACACUGGCCACCAUGAAGCCCCUGGCCUCGGCGGCUGUCAAUGGAGAAGCUUCAACAACUAAUCUAACAAAAUCGAUGGCGAAUGGAAUGGGAAAUGGAAGUGGAAUGGCGAACGGUGUUAUCAGAACACAAAACAACAGGCUGUGGUAUCAUUGAUGAAAACCCCAUAUUAAAUGGAUUUGAGCGCUGAAACUCUACACGAAAAUCCAAACACCAGCAAGAAAACGUUACAAAGUCAAGUACAGAAAGAUAGAGCCCGACACCAGAAGCAAAAUGGAUAGAGGCUGAUGAGGAGGAGACAGCAAGCACAAAGCGUCGAUAACAAUUAAACCCACUGAGCAAACCGGAAACGAAACAGAUACGGAAACGAAACGAACGUGAAGGCCUACCUAUCAUAGAGUAGUGUCAAGUCGAGGAGUGGAGAGGAGAGGAGAGCAUGCCAACGAAAUAGGUAAAGGAAUGUAUGGUAAAACACCCUGUAAAUAUAAAUAGAAUACCCACAUUGCAUAGAGCUGAAUUUUAAACAACAAAAUGCGCAUCGUAGGACAGAAAAAACAGAACGAAAGAUGGAAAAAUCACUUGAAAGAUGAAUGAGAAUAUACAUGAAUAAUGAAUAUAUAAAAACGAAUUUAAGGUCUAGCAUUUAGCGACAUUCAUUAAUUUGUUUAUAAAACGAAAAGCAGACGAAAGAAUAUUGUAUUGUAAUGGAUUAAUAAUGAUUAAAUGACUCAAAAACAAAAAACAAAACUAGCGAUAAAUAAAAAAAAAGUUCAACUGAUUUUUAGUACCUUUUCGAAAGCAAAAAUACACAAC